Messenger RNA from Nerophis lumbriciformis (worm pipefish), 1727 nucleotides. Its product is annotated as voltage-gated potassium channel subunit beta-3-like. Gene Ontology annotation, molecular function: voltage-gated potassium channel activity; potassium channel regulator activity; transmembrane transporter binding. Gene Ontology annotation, biological process: regulation of potassium ion transmembrane transport; transmembrane transport; potassium ion transport. The record is from RefSeq and is a predicted model, not a curated record. Lineage: Eukaryota; Metazoa; Chordata; Actinopteri; Syngnathiformes; Syngnathidae. Gene Ontology annotation, cellular component: cytoplasm; voltage-gated potassium channel complex; membrane.
GUGAAGACAACUGGACACGCCAACGACCAGCAGCCAUGUUUGCGGGCCGGGCGUCGGUGGUAGGAGUUGCAGGGGGCUCGGGCGGCAAAGGUGCCAAGUUUUCUGUGGAAGAGCUGUACGGCUUCAACAAGAAGCCCAAGGCGAACAGAGUGCAUUGUGGGAAAGUGGACAGGGUCGACAGCAAGAAGGAGAGCAAAGAGAAGGAAGAAUCCGUACUGGCGUCUCACAUCCUGGAGGCAGCCAAGAGGGUGAUGGAGCGACGUAGGCUGGAGGUCUACCUGAAGGAGUGUGAUGUCACCAUAGAGGAGAGUGGCAUGGCGUACAGGAAUCUUGGAAAAUCUGGACUCCGAGUGUCCUGCUUGGGACUAGGAACGUGGGUGACGUUCGGCUCUCAGAUCUCAGACGAGAUGGCGGAGAGUGUGAUGACGUUGGCGUACGACAACGGCGUCAACUUGUUUGACACGGCUGAAGUCUACGCCUCUGGCAGGGCUGAAACAACUUUGGGAAACAUCCUCAAGAAAAAAGAAUGGAGGAGGUCCAGCUACGUGGUGACCACAAAGAUCUACUGGGGAGGACACGCCGAGACCGAGCGAGGGUUGUCACGGAAACACAUUAUUGAAGGGUUGCGUGGUUCUCUCGCCAGGCUCCAGCUGGAAUACGUUGACAUAGUCUUCGCCAACAGAAGUGAUCUCAGCACACCCAUGGAGGAGGUGGUGCGAGCAAUGACCUUUGUGAUCGGUCAGGGCAUGGCGAUGUACUGGGGGACCUCACGCUGGAAUGCCGUGGAAAUCAUGGAAGCAUACUCCAUUGCUCGCCAGUUUAAUCUGGUUCCUCCGGUGUGUGAGCAGGCCGAGUAUCACUACUUCCAACGAGAAAAAGUAGAGUUACACCUGCCUGAACUCUAUCACAAGAUCGGUGUUGGAGCAAUGACAUGGUCACCAUUAGCAUGCGGAAUGCUAACAGGAAAAUACAACAAUGACGUCCCCCAGGGCUCCAGAGCUGCCAUGAAGGGUUAUGCAUGGCUGAAGGAACGUCUUUGCAGUAAUGAAGGCAAACAGCAACUGAGUAAAGUCAAAGAGCUUCACCUGCUGGCUGACCGACUCAACUGCACCUCCGCUCAGCUGGCCAUCGCUUGGUGUUUGCGCAGCCAAGGCGUCAGUUCGGUUCUGCUUGGUGCUUCCAACACGGAUCAACUGCUGGAGAACCUCAACUCCAUCAGGGUUCUAUCACAGUUGACUCCGCCCUUCAUCGCAGAGAUAGAUUCGUUGCUUGGCAACAAGCCAAAAAAACCCAAGAAGGAGGCGAGAUGCUGAGCAGGAUUUAACGAUGGGGCCGAGAGUGUGAAGACAAAAGUGGUGACCCCCAAGUUCAUCAUGAACAUGCCACUUCCUGUCAGGUUGUUCAUCCUCAUCUCCAUGACAAUGUUUGACUUUUUUCAUCAACUUUUCAAAAUAACGUAAUGUUUUUGUAUUAUCAAAAUGUCAUGUUUAUUAGUGACUUUCCUGAUCCCAUGCAUGUGUCCAUGUUGAUCACCUUACCUUGUGUGUGUAUGUAUAUAUGUGUGUGUUACAACUAGCCCACACCUGCACAAAGAAAUAAACACAUUUAAAGACCAACAAAAAAUGUGCCACUACUGCAACAACAUUUUCCCCUGACCUUACCUGGGGAUGGCAUGCCUUCAAAGGUUUUAUUACCUCGCCUACUUUUUGUCAUACAACCAAUGCGAA